AUUCACGACCCUUUGAGAAGAAAGGGAUGUCCAGUCUUCUAUAUACAAUGUGUAGUCACUAAUGUUUGUUUAAUAAAAUAUCUUUUGCAAUAACUAUAAAAUUGAAUAUAUAAAGAAUUGUAUAGAAACUAUUGGUACUUGUGUUUAAGAAGAUCCAUAUUUUUAUUGUAAAUACUACACUGUGGUUAAAACAAAGAUUACAUAAUGGCUGCAUUCCCACUAAAAAAAGUAGAAUUACAAACUGAUGUAUAUAUGACAUGCUUGCAGCAUGCUUUGUCAACAGAAAGAUUCGAAGUAAUGGGUCUGCUGCUUGGGGAUACAGUAAACGGUGUUGCUAACAUCAUAGCAGUCAUUAUUUUGAGACGUUUGGAUAAAAAAAAAGACAGAGUAGAGAUUUCACCUGAACAGUUAAUGGAAGCUGUUAACGAAGCAGAACGGUUAACAGAAGUAUUAGAACGUCCAGUACGCGUUCUUGGAUGGUAUCAUUCCCAUCCACAUAUUACAGUUUGUCCAUCGCGUGUUGAUGUUAGAACUCAAACAAGCUACCAGAUGAUGGACAUUGGUUUUGUAGGUUUGAUAUUUUCAGUAUUUUCAGAAAGUAAAGAAUCUAAGGAACAAGAAAUUUCUUUGACUUGUUUUCAAUCUCACAAUGAUGAAGCAAGAGAAAUUCCAUUGGAAAUUGUAUACACUCCAACAAUAUCGAAGAUAUGUUUAAAAACUAUGACAGAUUUAUUAAAGAUUUUGGUUCAAGAAGAAGAAGAGAUGGCGGAAACGUACAAAAAUCACCAGGAUAUUCUUGCCAGCAUACACAAUAAUGCUGUGAGAACACGGUCAUUGGUGCACAUCACGGAUAUAAUUACUAAGCCUUUGGUAUUAACAUUUGAGAAAAGAAUAGCUUUAAAUAAAUUACGCGCUGCUCACCUUCGAAGACAAUUACAAGAAUUACAAAAAGUAUGCAAUGGAUAAUAAUUGCUAACAUGGUCAAUCAUUCAUCCUUUUCUUAUGUAUUAUAAUUUAUCUUAAAUUCAGUAUUUUAUUAUUUUAUAUUAUAAAUUUGUUACUUAUUCUCAUGCAAGUUCUGUGUGUAAAAUGAAAAACGUUAUUGAAAUAUUAAAACA
Molecule: messenger RNA, 1118 nt
Organism: Osmia bicornis bicornis
Lineage: Eukaryota; Metazoa; Arthropoda; Insecta; Hymenoptera; Megachilidae
Product: lys-63-specific deubiquitinase BRCC36-like
Exons: 7
Coding region: 205-966 (253 amino acids)
Biological process (GO): double-strand break repair
Cellular component (GO): BRISC complex; BRCA1-A complex
Molecular function (GO): cysteine-type deubiquitinase activity; polyubiquitin modification-dependent protein binding; metallopeptidase activity
Source: RefSeq, a predicted model, not a curated record